AUGGCAACAACAGCGUCUCUUCUUCCCAUCAUUCCCCGCAUAUUCUUUCUUUAUCUAGAACCAGCUGCGAUAGCAUACGGUAUGUUUUCCCAAUAUGCCUCACGUCGCCCCAUAUUCGAGCUUUCAUCCAAAGCGCAUAAUGCUCUGCCUCUCCCAUCCUUAAUCGUUCCGUCGAUGGCGACGGGUUAUCUUUUCAACAUGAUGCUAUACGGUCUAGUCAUUCUCCUCGCGUCGCCGCCCAACAAGCGCUUGUUGCAGCUUCACAUCUGGGUCUUGAUAAUUGCAGAUCUCACGCACUGGGCCGGCCUUUUUUCGACUAUUGCUCAAAACGAUCCUCGCGGCUGGGUAGCCGUAUUCGACACAACUAAUUGGGGGCCUGAUGCCUGGAAUCUUGCUAUAUAUCCUAUUACCACUCUUGGCAUCAAGUUUGCGACUUUGGCUGGGUGGUUUGGCGAGAUUCGAGGCUAGUAUAACUAGCAUUCGGGCAAAAUCUCCCAGUGAAGUAAAGGAACGGGAGUAGAAGGCAAAUCAGAGAAAGGAAAAAAUGACAGGGAGCGGUGAAGGGAGAAAAAGAGCGAAGAUGGCAAACAAGCUUAGUCUUAAUCUUGUCAAGUCGACAGCAGUUUCACGCAUGGUCCUAUACCUUAGGUAGCUUAUUUAAGGAGGAACAAGUAUUAUCGUACAUU
Daldinia caldariorum is the source of this 686-nucleotide messenger RNA. RefSeq lists its product as uncharacterized. The record is from RefSeq and is a predicted model, not a curated record. The transcript has 2 exons. The coding region runs from base 1 to 468 and encodes 155 amino acids. NCBI's taxonomy places the organism in Eukaryota, Fungi, Ascomycota, Sordariomycetes, Xylariales, Hypoxylaceae.